Marmota monax (woodchuck) is the source of this 311-nucleotide messenger RNA. RefSeq names its product G protein subunit gamma 8 (gene Gng8). NCBI's taxonomy places the organism in Eukaryota, Metazoa, Chordata, Mammalia, Rodentia, Sciuridae. The transcript is spliced from 3 exons. Gene Ontology annotation, biological process: G protein-coupled receptor signaling pathway. The coding region runs from base 37 to 249 and encodes 70 amino acids. The record is from RefSeq and is a predicted model, not a curated record. Gene Ontology annotation, cellular component: heterotrimeric G-protein complex. Gene Ontology annotation, molecular function: G-protein beta-subunit binding.
CUCCACUCUCCGACCCGGCCCUGAGCAGCAACAGCCAUGUCCAACAACAUGGCCAAGAUCGCUGAGGCCCGCAAGACGGUGGAACAGCUGAAGCUGGAGGUGAACAUCGACCGCAUGAAGGUGUCGCAGGCGGCGGCUGAGCUCCUGGCUUUCUGUGAGACGCACGCCAAAGAUGACCCGCUGGUGACACCUGUACCUGCCGCCGAAAAUCCCUUCCGCGACAAGCGCCUCUUUUGCGUCCUGCUCUAAGUUCUCCCGAGAGUUUACCCUCCCCUCGCCCAAGUAUGAAUCCAAUAAACUUGGUGACCGUG